GUCUACCAGGUAUAGCCCUGAAGUUUCCCACCACCAGCAGCUUUUUGGCCCCAGCCAUUCGCCUUGCUGCAUGCAGCGCCUGCUUCGGCUCAUCUCGGGCCCCAUGAAGGCGGCCUUUCCGGCCACGGGACCCAUCUGCGUCACCGGUGGGUCUGGAUUCCUGGGCUCUUGGUGCAUCAAGCUGCUGCUGGAGGCCAAGAAAGCGGCUUACUUGAUGGACUUGCCAGGUGCCUCCAGUCGUUUGAAAAUCUUCGAAGACGUCGACCUGCUGACCCCGGGCGCCUUUGAUGCGGCCAUCGCGGGCUGCGGCGCGGUGCUGCACACGGCCUCGCCGUUUUAUAUGGCCGGUGGAUCGGAGGAAACUGCCCUUGGACCUGAUAGCUCAGCGCAGGAGAAAUUGGUCACGCCUGCAGUGGAAGGCACCCGGAACGUCUUGUCCUCGUGCCACAAGUUGGGCGUCAAAAGGGUGGCCUUGACCAGUUCGACCGGCAGUGUUUAUGUGAACUAUGGCAAAGUUCCUGCGGACCACGUCUACAGCUCUGCAGAUUGGUCUCCUUCAGAGCUUUUCAGAGAGAAGCAGAACUGGUAUUGUUUAUCCAAGGUUCUAGCCGAGGAGACGGCUUGGAAGAUGAGUCGAGAGCCGGACUGUCCCUUCCAACUGACCGUGCUGCUGCCGACCUUGAUCUGGGGCCCCAUGGUGCCAGGGCAGCCCCACCUGAAUACCUCGGCCAGUUCUUUGGUGGGUUAUAUGGAUGGAAGCAUCCAGGAGAUCGAGAACGCCUGCAAGACGGUCGUGGACGUGCGCGACGUGGCGCGCGCACAUGUGGAAGCCGUGUGUCGGGAGGGCCUGGGCGGGCAGCGCAUUCUGCUGAUCGGAGGAUCUCCGCACUUUGAGGAGGUCGCCAGAUACAUCAGAGAGGCCUUACCGGAGGAGAUGAAAUUCAAGGUGCCCAGCAAGGUCUCUGAAAAGUUGGGUCCUGCUGUGAUGGGUCCUGCGCCUCCCCUGCCCGUCUUGUAUGAUGUUUCGCCUGCAGAGAAACUGUCACCUGCCUGGAAGGAUCUGGAAGGAGGCCUCCAGUGUUCAGCCGUCCUAGCCGUCCUGAGGUUGGGCAUCAGCUUCAAGUCAGUUGAGGAACAGGUGAAAUCCAUGGUACAGUCGAUGCUGGAAAAUGGCUUCAAGAGCGUGGAACAGUACGCGCCAGGGCAAAUGUGA
This is a messenger RNA of Cladocopium goreaui, 1213 nucleotides long. The record is from the annotation of a GenBank genome assembly. NCBI's taxonomy places the organism in Eukaryota, Dinophyceae, Suessiales, Symbiodiniaceae.